Populus nigra (black poplar) is the source of this 3212-nucleotide messenger RNA. RefSeq names its product ribulose-1,5 bisphosphate carboxylase/oxygenase large subunit N-methyltransferase, chloroplastic. Gene Ontology annotation, biological process: peptidyl-lysine monomethylation. Gene Ontology annotation, molecular function: protein-lysine N-methyltransferase activity; protein binding. The coding region runs from base 1459 to 2682 and encodes 407 amino acids. The record is from RefSeq and is a predicted model, not a curated record. The transcript has 15 exons. NCBI's taxonomy places the organism in Eukaryota, Viridiplantae, Streptophyta, Magnoliopsida, Malpighiales, Salicaceae.
UGCACAAGCAUGAGGGAAUUAGGCGGGCUUGCCACAAACUACACCCGCGCAACAGAAACACUGUGCUGAAUUGGACCGGGCCUUGCCCGUUGCCACACCUCGGCCACAGCUCGAACCAUCACCCUUCCUUCGAUGUUCAAAGUUCAAACACCUGCUUCACCACAGCCAACGGUACCAAAAAAAGCAGGAUGCUUGCGUGCGUUUUCUUCUCUAAAUAUCCGCAAAUGCUAUCACGCUCUCGCUUCAUAAGUCCACGGCGGUCUCUUCUUCAGCUAUUCACCACCGCUCAUCGCUUCUCCAAGAAACUAAAUUUCUCCUCCUCUCCCGCUCCAGAGGUACUGUUAAAUCAUCUAGACGAGGAAUGCGUUGAUUUUUUGCCAUGGUUGGAAAGGAAAGCUGGAGUCGAAAUUUCUUCAAAGCUUUACGUUGGCAAAUCCGCGUUCGGCAGGUUAUUAUCGUGCCCGUAUUUUCUUAAUUGGCUAAUUUUACCAUGAAAUACUUGAUUGAUGAUUAAUCGAAGAUUUAAUUAUUGCCUAUUAUCGGUGCUGGUGUGGAUUAGGGUCAGUUAUUUGAUAUUGAGAUGGUGUUUGGCCAAUUUCAAUAAUUUUUUACCUCUAUAUAACAAUAGCCGGAAUUUGUACCGUUUCCGAUUGAAUCGAAUCGAAUCGAAUAGAAUCUAUUCGAAAGACAUUGUGCGAAUGGAGUGGUGUAUGCAAUAAACAUAAGUUUGACUUUCGAUGAUCGUGAUAGAGAAUUCUGCAGCUAGUUGAUCGCUGUUGAGGUGCGAUUGGAGGAAUUUUUGGUGCUUGUUGUUGUUGUGCAGUGCUCCAUGGAAUCAUAUAACAAAUGCUUUUUCAAAAAGUGCUUACAGCUCUCUUAUGAUGGGGUGCUUUUAGUGAUAAACAAUAUUUCAUGGCAUUUUGAAAUUGAAAUUGGAAACCGUGUAUCUCAGCAGGAUGAAAAACAGGGGAAUCUCUUGGCGCUUGGAUGUGUGAAGCACUCCUUAAUUUGUAUAAGGUGUGCAACACCUUGGAUCGAAUUCUGUUGCAUAAAAUGUGACAGCUUGUGAAAUGAGCUCAUCCUUUUAGGCCUCAAGUCAACCUGUCUUUGUGCUCCUGUUUGACUGUGAAAUCAAAGCGUCUUGUUUCUUUUACCACAUGAAAAGUUUCAUAUCAAAUGCUCAAGAUGUGUUUGCUGGAUCUGGGAGAAAUUAAUGAUAUCAUUGACCUCGAUCAACAUGUAAAUUUGGUUAUACUAUCUGAAAGUGGUUCCAACUAAUUACUUGGCCAUUGUAAUGCAAAUACACAUUCCCGUGCAGAACUUGCUAGUUUGUCAAUUGGGUUUUGAUUCUUAUUCUGAAUCUGGGAUUGGGACCAGUUGAUCAAAGAUAGUUACUUUGGAAGGACUGACUAUUUCUUGCUUGGUCAACUUGUUAAGUUUGAGCACUUCUGUGGCUGCAUGAGGUCACUGUUUGCUUCUAAAAGCAUACAAACUGGAGAAUGCAUACUGAGAGUCCCAUACAACGUGCAAAUAGCACCAGAUAAUCUACUUCCAAAAGUUGCAUCUUUGUUAGACAAUGAAGUUGGCAAUGUUGCAAAGCUUGCUAUUGUCAUUUUGAUUGAGCAGAAAAGAGGGCAGGAAUCGGAGUGGGCCCCUUAUAUCAGCUGCCUACCUCGGCCUGGAGAAAUGCAUAGCACGAUAUUCUGGAGCAAAAGUGAGUUGGACAUGAUUCAUCAAAGCACAGUAUACCAAGAAACAAUCAAAGAAAAAUAUCAAAUUGAAAAGGAUUUCUUGAAAAUUAAAUCAGCUCUCAAUCACUCCCUAGAAAUUUUAGAUGGUAUCACACUUGAGGAUUUCAUGCAUGCAUAUGCUUUAGUUAGAUCUCGAGCAUGGGGAAGCACAAGGGGGGUAUCCCUGAUUCCAUUUGCAGACUUUUCAAACCACGAUGGGGUUUCUGAAGCAUUCGUAUUAAAUGACGAAGACAAGCAGGUCUCAGAGGUCAUUGCUGAUCGUAAUUUUGCUCCUCAUGAAGAGGUGCUGAUCAGAUAUGGAAAAUUUUCAAAUGCUACCUUGCUGUUGGAAUUCGGAUUUAUAGUUCCACACAACAUCCAUGACCAGGUCCAGAUUCACAUUGACGUGCCCAAUCAUGAUUUUCUAGGUGAAAUGAAGUUGGAUAUUUUACGAAGGCAUCAUUUACCAACCACAAGAUAUGCCAACGACUUCAAGUUUUCUCGGGAUUCUUUCAUAAUCAAGGAAGUGAAGUCCGCUAGAGGCAAAGGAAAAGGUCUGCCACAAUCACUACGUGCAUUUGCUCGUGUUCUUUGUUGCAACUCUUCUCAAGAUUUAAUUGAUUUGGCCAUGGAAGCUGCACAAAAUGAUGGUCGUUUAGCUCGACGCCCUUUAAAAAAUAGCAGCAGGGAGAUCCAAGCACAUGAGAUCCUGUUGUCAAGAAUCAGUCAACUUAUUGAGGAAUAUAAUGUAUCUAUGAAGUCAUUGGAACCUGUUGCUGCUUCUGUGUGCAAAAGAUUUGCUCUUCGAAGGCAGAUGGCUCUAGAUCUCCUCACUGGUGAGCUUCGUGUCCUUGAAUCUGCAUACACAUGGCUGAAUAAUUACUGUGCUACCUUGUUACAGCAUUCCACUACCAAUGAUGAUGCCAGUGCCUGUGGGAAUAUUCGGGAAUAAACAAGUAAAUAAGAGCAGAAUGUUCAUUUUCUUCGUCACAUCCUGGUACAUGUAAAUUCAUUCAGAACUGCAAGAAGGAAAUUCAGAAAGAAACCAGUUUCUAAAGCUAGACUGACGUAGAAGUGCCCUUCCUGGGUGUUUACAAACCUGCAGCAUUAUGCCGGAAAUCCCGAUUGCAAUGAAGAUAGUGCAAAGUACAUCGGUUUUUUGCAACGUAGGAUGCUAGUAAAAUUUAGAAUCGACUGUACGACAGCUAAGGUAAUGCUGUUGUGUCCAUAGCAAUCACAGGAUUUCGUUAGUGCUGCCCAUAUAUUACGAUAUUUGAAGCCGAAGCAGCCUGCAUUCACCCUUUUCUUUCUUUCUUUCUUUCUCUUUUGUGUGUGUAAUUAUGUGUUAGUUAUCGGAAUACAUAAUUAUUCUUGUUUCCAAACAAUUUGUUAUGUGCUGUAGGCCACCGGUAAAUUGAUGACGGGUGGAACUUGGGCCUUUUUUUAAUUGAAGACCUAAACGGCAUAUACCACCUUCUUUUA